This is a messenger RNA of Telopea speciosissima, 348 nucleotides long. RefSeq lists its product as uncharacterized. Bases 1 to 243 code for a protein of 80 amino acids. The record is from RefSeq and is a predicted model, not a curated record. Lineage: Eukaryota; Viridiplantae; Streptophyta; Magnoliopsida; Proteales; Proteaceae. The transcript is spliced from 2 exons.
AUGGCAACAGCUAAGAUUGUGGGUGCUUUAGUGGGAACCGCUGUAAUUGCUUACACAGUGGAUCAUUUUAUUGCUGACAAGAAGAUUUUCGGAGGUACCACUCCCAGUACUGUUUCAAACAAAGAAUGGUGGGCAGAAACUGAUAAGAGGUUCCAGGCAUGGCCACGUACAGCAGGACCUCCGGUGGUGAUGAACCCUAUCAGUCGCCAGAAUUUUAUUGUGAAGACCCCUACUGAAUCUUAAAGUUGAUGGUGUCUGGUUUAACCCAAUUUGCCCAUGAGUGUUUUUUAAUUGUCUCUUGAUCGACUAUUACUCGUAUUGUUCAUGUACUAGGUUCUUCGACCUUAU